AUGGUUCGUCUCUUUGAUUUCAAGUCAGACAAGCACUUCGUUGCUUCCUCUGACAAAACUACCCUCGAAGUCUACGAUGAUGAAGGAACGAAUGAGUCAUUAUCCUACGACGGCCUGAUGUUCUUCGACGGUCAGGCAGAGAUCGAAGGAAGGGAGGCCCUGACCAAGCUGGCCCAGCACCUCGCUCGGCUGCGACUGAUGGUGAGCCCACAAGGGCACUGUUUCCAGGAUGUCACCGAAUUGUGGGAACACAAAGACUUUGGAAUUCACUAUCUCCAACUGAACGAUCUUUUCAACUGGCCCUUUCAUGGGGUCAGCAUAGCGGGCCUCACCACGUGGCCAUGCUGCUUAUUGAAAUACACCAUGCCGAGUCGGGCGAAGCAGCUUGCCACGACGGUGACCACAAGAGGGGUGAGCAAGGAGAAGUACGAGGAGAUGAAGAGAACGGUGAAAAAGAAGGAGGAGGACCUGGAGAAGCUGAGGGAAGAGAUGGAGGAACAAGACGAUGAGCUUCAGAAGCUGAAGGAGGAGAUGGAGGGGGCGAGUGAAAAGCACGAGGCGGAGCUAUGA
Messenger RNA from Linum tenue, 570 nucleotides. Lineage: Eukaryota; Viridiplantae; Streptophyta; Magnoliopsida; Malpighiales; Linaceae. The record is from the annotation of a GenBank genome assembly.